UAAUUCAAGAAAAAGUCAUCACGAUUAUUCAAAAAAACGGAAGCUUUAUAAUUUAAGAAAUCUUGCCGUUAACAAUGAACUAAGUGGCGAUGACAGUGAUGGUGGGUGUAACCAACUAUUAGAUGACCACAUGGCCACCGUAGGCAGAUUAAAUGAGCAGUUGGAUGAUAACCAGGUUGAAGAUGAAGAGAAUAUACAAAGAGAUGGAUGUAUACAUGAAAGACGAGAGGAAUUAAAUGAAGAUCAAAUUGAUGAAGAGAAUAGAAAUGACGAUAAUGAGAACGAUCUAGAAGAUGAUAGAGAAAAUGCAUCAGACGAUGGUAGAGAGAGAGUGAACCAGAAGUUGGUCGUGAAAACGAAUUAGAAGAUGGUAUAGAAAAUGCAUCAGAAGAUGGCAGUGAGAGUGAACCAGAAGGUGGUCGUGAAAACGAACUAGAAGAUGGUAGUGAAACUGAAUCAGAACAUGAUAGUGAUGAGGAAGAUGUUCAAAAUAUAAGAAAUUUUGGUUAUGAGCAACUGUUGUAUCCUGGUGCGCCAUUAACUGUUACUCAAAGUAUGACUUUAAUAUUGUCUUUACUUGUUCGGCAUAAUGUCACUCAAACUUGUUUCAGAAUGUUAAUAGCUUCAAAAACAGUCUACACAAGCUUCGUAAAUUUUUUUCUCUUUCAAAAAAAGGCAAAGUAAACAAAACCAAGCAUUUUUAUUGCGUAAAUUGUCAAAAAAAUUUAAACAAUGAAAAUGACAUAUGUGAAAACUGUGACUCCAGAAAAAAAUCCUAUUUCAUCCAAGUUCCUGUCAAAAAUCAAUUACAAGAACUAUAUAGAAGACCAGGAUUCUACGAAUGUUUGCAGGAUCGUUUUCAUGCUCGUUUAGGAGACAAUAACCGUAACAUUACUGAUGUGUACAAAGGAAACUUAUAUCAGAAAUUUAUUGAUAGCGGUUUUUUAGCUGACAGAAAUAAUAUUUCUCUCACAUGGUACACCGAUGGCGUUCCAGUUUAUAAGUCAUCGAAAGUCAGCAUGUGGCCAGUUUACCUAAGUAUUAACGAAUUACCUUUUGUAGAGCGAACAAAGCGAGAAAAUUUAUUGAUAAUUGGAUUAUGGUUUGGACAACAAAAACCAAAUGCUAAUAAUUAUUUUCAUAAAUUCUAUCACCAAUUAAAAAAAUUAUCUACUGGUAUUAAUAUUACUUUAGCUAAUGACCAAAUUAUAAAAAUCAAAGCUGUAUUACUAAUAGGAACAUGUGACCUUCCAGCGAAAUGCCGAUUUCUUAAUUUUACGUAUUACAAUGGUACUUAUGAUUGUCCAUCAUGUUUAUGGCCUGGAGAAACUUAUCGCUUGACAGACGAUGGAAGCUCCCAUACUCAUGUUUACCCAUACACGCCUGAUCCUGAGAUGCGAACUUCAGGAGCAUGUCUUAUCUUUGCAGAAGUCGCUCUAAAUAAUGAUUCUCCGCAUAUGGGUGUCAAAGGACCCUGUGCGUUGUCUAAAUUAAUGCCUAAUUUUAUUGCUGGAACUGCUAUCGAUCAAAUGCAUUGUAUUUUUGGUGGUGUAGUGAAAAAACUAUUAUCAUUGUGGAUUGAUGUUAGCAACAGAAAUGAACCAUACUCAUUGGUUGACACAUCAGAAAUAAUAAAUAGUCGGUUAAUUGCUAUCAAACCUCCCAGCUUUGUUCACCGUAUGCCUCGUACAAUCGAUGAUCUCGUACAUUGGAAAGCAUCUGAGCUCAAAAAUUGGUUUUUUUACUACUCGAUAUCAGUUAUGACGGGAAUUAUGCAACCAGAGUACUUGGAACAUUUUUCAUUGUUAGUUGCUGGAAUUUCAAUUUUAAAUUUCGAUUCAAUAACCGAUGCUAAUGUGAAUAUGACAUCUAAUCUUCUGAACAAAUUUGUACGAGAAUUCGAGCUCAAAUAUGGCUUAAAAAAUUGUUCUAUCAACAUUCAUCUGAUUUUGCAUUUGCCUCAAAGUGUACUUACACUUGGACCACUGUGGGCAAAUGACUGUUUCGGAUAUGAAGAUUUGAAUGGACAAUAUUUGAAUGCAAUCAACGGAACUCGCCACAUCGAUUCACAAAUAAUAAGAUCUCACAACCAACAGCUAAAACUUCACAGAUUUUUUGAUCAGUUACCCGAAGGAAAAAUUAAAGAUUUUUGUUUCAAACGGAAGCAAAAUAGUAAAAUUUGUGAGCAGUUGCAAGAAGGUUGUUAUACUAUUGGUACAUAUAAGACUUAUGAUGAUAAUUAUGAAAUUCCUAAUUAUGUUGAGCAAGCUGUAGAACAUUUACUGCCUGCUCGAAAAAUUGAGGGGUACUCACGCUUAUUGAAAAAUUCCAAGCUCUACGUUUCUGAACAAUAUACUCGAGCAAUCCAAACUACAUCAUCAUACAUUUUAUACAGAGAUCAUACAGGGUAUCAUUUAGGUUCAAUUUUGUGUUUUAUAAAAUUUAAUUAUUGUCAAUGUAGGAAUCGUCAUAAUUGUCUGAAUCAUCGAGUGUCUGUUCAUCAAGCUGUUAUUCAAUCACUUUCGAGUAAAAGAGUAUUUAAGACCGAAGAUGAUCAUAAUGUACAGUACGAAAUUUCUUACCUGUAUAAAUGCUUAAGGAUGAACAACUUUGUAUCAAUAUCUAUUGAUCAAUUGAUUUCUGUGUGCUUCGAAAUUAAAAUUGAAAACGAUCUAUAUAUUGCUAUACCUGUAAAUUCUAAUAAUAAUGAAUAAAGUUGAUUUCGUGCAGUAAAAUCAUAUGUACAGAAUCAUAU
This is a messenger RNA of Microplitis mediator, 2755 nucleotides long. RefSeq lists its product as uncharacterized. NCBI's taxonomy places the organism in Eukaryota, Metazoa, Arthropoda, Insecta, Hymenoptera, Braconidae. Bases 1020 to 2714 code for a protein of 564 amino acids. The record is from RefSeq and is a predicted model, not a curated record. The transcript is spliced from 2 exons.